AUGGUGAACACCAAGUCUCCUCAUGUUAUUAUUGCAGGUGAGGAUGCCACAGUCAGCUAUUUGUUGUCCUGGGUCCUGUCCGGAGCCAAAUUCUGCAGGGCAUCGGACCUUGCUGCGUGUCUCCCUCGGUGUUUUAGCGACGUCAAAGAGAAUAAGCCAAUUGGUCGAAGUAGCCCAGAGCUACUAUCCCGUCUUCUGCUCCCAUUCGGUACCUCUGUUGUCCUGGAACACAUCGAGAGCCUCCAAAUCCCUGGCUCUUUCGCCGAUAGACAGAGUUGGAUGGUAAAACUGCGUGUCCUCAUGGAUAACAAAGCACAUGAAAGGCUGUUGCAGAAGUUGGAAUCUUUGCAAGAUCAACAGGUAUCAUUCGAAACUCUCUGUGAGCAAGAGAACGAAACCGGUACAGAUGAUUAUCUUGUUGCUGACUCCAAACGGACCCUACAAUUUGACUACGAUAUGCGGGAUGUGAUGAUUCGGGGUGACAAAAACGCAAUGAAAAAGCAUCAAGAAGUCUUUUACGUGACCGGCUCCAUUGCCUGGACCGUCCGAUCUCCUUACUGGAAUGUUGCAUUGGCCACCGACGAUGAAGGUAAUCGAUACCUCUCAGAUGAUGUUCUGGACGAAGUCCUUCCCAAAUGGAAACAAAUCCUCGCAGGGGAGACGAUCCCGACUCUGAAAUAUGGUGUUGUCGAUUCUUUUCGUUUGUGGCUGGCUAGUGAGGAGAAAAAGGCUAGCGAUCUCGGCAAACCUUGGCCACAAAGCACACCCAUCAAUACUCCUGCUUCAGCCCGGAGGUUCAAGUUUGUAACUCCGGAACCCUAUUCUGGCCUUCGCACAAUGAAUACCAGCCGUCUCUCUCCGUUUGGAUCCCACUCAAAGGUCACUGCCAAUGAGCAAACCGAAUUGCUUCAAGAAAUACUCACAGAAAUCAAAGAAUUGAAGACAACAGUGGGCCAAAUUCUCGAAAGCAAGCAAGAGCUUGAGAUUACAGAAAGUCAAACGCAUGGAUAUUUGCCACAGAGCUAUCCUCCUAUUCCUCUAGAAAUGCAACCCCCGGCACCUCCAGCAAUGCAACCAAACUAUUUCCUGUCACGUCAAUUUGUCGGUCCUCAAUAUCAGCUCGAGUCAGAUUGGCAGCAACGAUGGAACUCACAGUAUCAAGGCCCGACUACCAUGCCAGGCCCUGGACCUAGUGCAGCUCGUGGUCUCUAA
Molecule: messenger RNA, 1212 nt
Organism: Penicillium robsamsonii
Lineage: Eukaryota; Fungi; Ascomycota; Eurotiomycetes; Eurotiales; Aspergillaceae
Exons: 2
Coding region: 1-1212 (403 amino acids)
Source: RefSeq, a predicted model, not a curated record